Messenger RNA from Chironomus riparius, 2451 nucleotides. Lineage: Eukaryota; Metazoa; Arthropoda; Insecta; Diptera; Chironomidae. The record is from the annotation of a GenBank genome assembly.
AGUUUUUAAAACUUGAAACAAAAAAUCAUAGGUUUUAAAAUAUAUAAUUUUAAAAUUUUUUGUUAUUUAAUAAAGUUUCAAUAACUGGAUUUGUGAAAAUUAUAAAAAGUGAACAUUAGUGAUUGUAUUAAAAAAUUUCCACAAAAUAUGACGUAAUAAGUGGAAAAUAUCGUCUGUGUAGUGUGGAAGAGAUUCUGCGAUAUCAAAAAAUAAUAAAAUUCACUCAAAAAAACCUACAAAAUAACUUCAAAUCCAGUUCGAAUUUCAAAAUGACUAAAAACAACACAAAAGCAAUUUUAUCUCAACAUAAGAUAAGUCUCAUAAAGUACGGCCUUUCAUCGCUGAUUGUAAUCAUAACUUCAUGUGCCAUAGCAAUCAUUGACCCUUUAGAAAGAAUUAUUGAAAGUCAACUACAAGUGCGGCCUGGCACGUACCUCUACAAUGUGUGGGAAAAACCACCGCUAGAAGUAUUCUUAAAAGUUUACAUAUUCAACAUCACAAACAGCGAAGAGUUUCUAAAUGGAAUUGAUAAGAAAUUAAAAGUUGAAGAAGUCGGUCCAUAUGUUUAUCAGGAAUUUCUUGUUAAUGAUAAUGCCACAUUUCAUGAGAAUGGCACGAUGAGCUACGUGCCUAAACGACAUUGUGUCUUUGUACCUGAGCGAUCGAUUGGAGAUCCAAAAAUGGAUUUUAUCAUGGCACCAAAUCUUGUUGUUCUUGCUGCAUCAACAGCAUCAGCCAAGUUAUCGACAUAUGCUGCUUUUGGCGUGUCCAUGUUGAUUAAGACAAUGAAUGCGAGGCCAAUUAUAAGACUGACUGUUGAUGAAUUUAUGUGGGGCUAUGAUGAUAAAUUAGUUAAGCUAGCAAAUAAUAUUGUACCUAAUUUUAUAACUUUUGAGAGGUUGGGGAUUUUGGAUCGGCUAUUCGAUGAAGGCCACAACGUAGUUUCAAUGAUUUUACCAGAAGGUAUUGAACUUCUGAAUAGAAAAAAGCUUCAAGAGGAGAAAGAGAAGCAUGAAAUAAGAAUGAAAGAAAAGCGAACAAUUGAAACAGAGGAGCAUGUGGAGCCGCUUGAAAACAGUCUUGCAUCUGCAAUGGUGUCUGAAUCGGUUUCGGACGUAGAAUAUGAUGAAGAUUAUGAUCGAUUUAAUGAGAUUCCAGCAAUGGAUUUGAAGGUUGAAGAGCCAGAAGUGAUUGAGGAUGAGAAGCCAGUCAAAGAUGAUAUUAGGGAGUAUGCGAUUGAUAUGUGGAAUGGCUCGCCGGGCUUGAAAGCUUGGGGUUAUAAUAACAGUGAUAAUAACUAUCCAUGCGCAGUCCUUCGAGGUGCUUACGAUGGAACUCUAUUCCCAAAGCGCUUCAAAAAAGACGAUAAAUUCUUCAUCUACCGCAAGGCAUUUUGUCGCAAACUAGCCAUCCAUUAUUCUCACACCGCAAAACUCGAUGGUAUUGAGGCGUAUUGGUUCAAAUUAGCCGAUAAUGCGUUUGAUGAUAAAAUUGAUGAUCCGGAAACAAUUUGUUAUUGCAAUGGAGAGAAGAUGUGUCCGAAGCGUGGUUUGGGGAAUAUAACACCUUGUUAUUAUAAUCUCCCAAUUGCCGUUUCACUUCCGCAUUACUACAACUCCGACCCGACACUUUUGAAGGAGAUUGAUGGUCUACAUCCGGAAAAGGAGAAACACGAAUCAGUGAUUGCAAUGCAGCCUAGACUUGGAGUUCCAAUUAAAAUAACAUCACGUAUUCAGCUCAACUUGAUGAAUGGCGAGACGAAAUUUAAUACUCAGGUGAAGAGAUUUGACCACUUGACGGUGCCGAUUGUGUGGAUUGAGUGUGCUGUCGAAAGGCUCCAGUUCUCCCUCAAUAUAAUCCUAAUAAUAGCAUUCAUAAUCCUACCGAUCAUCCAGAAGCUCAUCAUUUACAUCCUAGCAUUUAUUGGAGCAGCUGGUAUUGCCUUAUGUGCACUUAAAUACUUCCUAUUUUGCGACUUACCUGACAACAAAAAGUCAAUAAAAUAUUCUGCUGUCUUUCCAUACAUUAAACGUGAAAUGGCUAAGUUUGAGGAUAAGGAACGAGACAUCCUUCAACGUGUGGAUUCAGUCUAAUGAAAAAGAAUCACGUUUAAGAUUCACGAGUAUGGAUGCCAACGUUCUGCACUUUAGUCUAAUGUAUAGUUGUAAAAAAAAUUGUGAUACUUUAGGUUUUAAGCAGGUUUAAGGUAAAUAAUUUAAUAGCGAAAAAGUCUUGCUUAUUUUUUUUAUAUUAUUUUUAAGUUUCGCCUGUCGAAUAGCAAAAUUGUCAAGAAAAAAAAUUCUAUUUUGUAAAACAAAAUUCAAUAGCUUUAGAGCUUUUAAAGCUUAAAAAUUCGAAAAUGUGCAAUCCGAAUUCAAAAAUGAAUUUUUGUAAUUUUUAAACAAUAUUAACUUAAUUAUUUUUAAUUUUUUUAUAUGCUUCGGAUACUAG